Messenger RNA from Rhineura floridana, 3248 nucleotides. It is a transcript of the gene MATN4, whose product is annotated as matrilin 4. The coding region runs from base 526 to 2403 and encodes 625 amino acids. The record is from RefSeq and is a predicted model, not a curated record. The transcript has 13 exons. Lineage: Eukaryota; Metazoa; Chordata; Lepidosauria; Squamata; Rhineuridae. Gene Ontology annotation, molecular function: calcium ion binding.
AGCAGCGCUGCCCACGAACUCGCCAUGGGGCAGCCCCACUCUCUCCAGUGGGGAGGGGGGAGGCCCCUUCUCUCCCCCCCAAGCCUCUACCCACACGAUCCCAGUUAAAUGCGGCGCCAGCCGCUCUGGUUCCUCACAGUCCGAAGCAGCGGCAACCAAGAGCGCCAUCGCCCGGCUCAGCUGCCUUCCCGCUGCCCCAAGCCGCCCACUCCCAGGCUCCCGGCGGCUUUACCUGUACCUGUACCAGUACCAGGGAGGAGUCGUUCGCCCACCCUCCGCUGCGUUGCGUAGCUGCCCUUCCGCGCCUUCUAGACGGCCGAAGCCCUUUUGAAGCAGAUAAAUGGUGCUGGUGGGGAUAUCCUGAAAUCUGCCUGUUGGAGUUUCCAUAAUAAAUGAGUUUAUUUUUUCUCUCCCCAAGUUGAGCUUUGAAAUAACCUGGACACAGACGAAGCCAGGCUGAGUGCCAACCUGCUGUUGAGAAAAUCCUCUAGACGUCUUCCUUGGAUUCCAUCAUCUUGAAACUGAAUGAUGAAGCUGCUAUAUGUUGCCCCUCUCCUUUUGCUCGCCUUUACAGCAGCCUCGGAAGCCCGACCAAAAGUCUUAGGGACAACAAAGUGUAAGACGGGUCCCCUGGACAUUGUUUUUGUGAUUGACAGCUCCCGCAGCGUCCGUCCCUUUGAGUUUGAAACCAUGAGGCGCUUCAUGAUUGACAUAAUUCACCACCUGGAUAUAGGGCCCAAUGCCACACGGGUCGGGGUGAUCCAGUACUCCAGCCAGGUCCAGAAUGUCUUCUCCCUCAAGUCCUACUUCAGCCGGGUGGAAAUGGAGAAGGCUAUCAACGCCAUUGUCCCCUUGGCUCAGGGUACUAUGACGGGGCUGGCCAUCCAGUAUGCCAUGAACGUGGCCUUUAGCACGCAGGAGGGAGCGCGGCCCCUGCACAAGAAGAUACCUCGGGUGGCAGUGAUUGUAACUGACGGGCGACCCCAGGACCGCGUGACAGAUGUGGCAGCUCAGGCACGAGCGGCCGGCAUUGAAAUCUAUGCUGUGGGUGUGCAGCGAGCGGACAUGAACUCCUUGCGAGCCAUGGCCUCUCCCCCGCUGGAGGAGCAUGUGUUCUUGGUGGAGUCCUUUGACCUCAUCCAACAGUUUGGCAAGCAGUUACAGGACAAGUUGUGUGGUGUUGAUAUGUGCACAGAACUGGACCAUGGCUGCCAGCACACUUGUGUCAGUGUCCCAGGCUCCUUCUAUUGUCAGUGUAAACCAGGAUACAAGCUCAACGCUGAUGGAAAGACAUGCGCCGUCAUUGAUGCCUGUGCUGAUGGGAGACAUGGCUGUGAGCAUCAAUGUGUCAGUUCUCUUGGCUCCUUUGCUUGCCGCUGCCGGACAGGCUAUCAGCUCAACCAGGACAAGAAGACAUGUAACAUGAUCAAUUUCUGCAACUUUGGCAACCACAGUUGCCAGCACGAGUGUGUGAACGUCCUCAACGGAUACUAUUGCCGCUGUCAUGAUGGCUACACCUUGCAGGCUGAUGGCAAGGCAUGUCAAGCCACUGACCUCUGCAAUAGUGUAGAGCAUGGAUGUGAAUUUAAGUGUGUCAGCACCACAGGCUCUUACCACUGUGUUUGCCCAGAGGGUCAGCAGCUCCAGGCAGAUAAGAAGACAUGUAACACUGCAGAAUGCAAAGCAGGGCACAUUGAUUUGGUGCUGGUGAUCGACGGUUCCAAGAGUGUCCGGCCUCAGAACUUCGAGCUGGUGAAGCAUUUUGUGAACCAGAUCGUGGACUUGUUGGACGUGUCCCCCCAUGGGACUCGUGUGGGCCUGGUCCAGUACUCCAGCCGCGUGCGCACAGAGUUCCCAUUGAACAAAUUCAUGACAGCGGCUGAUGUCAAGAAAGCAGUGCAGAGAGUGCAGUACAUGGAGAAGGGCACCAUGACGGGCCUGGCCCUCAAGCACAUGGUGGAGCACAGCUUCUCUGAGGCAGGAGGGGCCCGGCCUCUUUCCCAGAAUGUACCCAGGGUUGGCCUGGUGUUCACUGAUGGCCGCUCUCAGGACGACAUCUCGGAGUGGGCCAGAAGAGCAAAGGAAUCAGGAAUUGUCAUGUUUGCGGUGGGAGUUGGCAAAGCUGUGGAAGAGGAACUGAGAGAAAUUGCUUCCGAGCCAGUGGACCAGCACUUUUCAUAUUCUGCAGAUUUCAACACCAUGACUAAUAUUGUUGAUAAUCUCAAAGUCAACAUCUGUCCUGAGGAGGGCAAAGGAGAAACUGAAUUCCGUAGUCCGUGUGAAUGUGAGGCCCUGGUACAGUUCCAAUCAAACACUCUUGCAAUCCUGGAGGAUCUCACUAAUAAAAUUGCUCAGAUGAUGGCCAGAAUCGACCAGCUGGAAAACCAGGUUGGCAGGAAAUGAUCACUGUUGGUGAUUGACAGCCACCUCACCUGUGGGGCACAGAUGCAGCCUGCAGCUCAUCAUUGGCAUUCCUGUUGUAAAUGGUUCCCCCGAGGGGAAAUUGAAACAGAUCCCUUCUUCCGUAGUUUUUAAAAUUAUUUUAAAAAAACAACCCUUAAGUUGAAAUAAUCCUCCCCCCUAACUUGCCUUGAGAUGGAAGGUUGGGCUGUUUGACAAAACUGGUCCAGCCCUAACAGGUGGACACUUCAGAGGAAUGCACAGGAAGUGGGCUGUACAGCAUCUUCAAGAGCUACUGGGAUUGGUCAGCAGUGAUGGAAUUUUUCCUGGGGCUUUAUAGCAAACUCAAGAGCCUCGGACAGCAACAAGCCUGGUUAAAAAGAGAGCCCCUUCCUUGCCAAAUUGUAUUUUUUAGGCCCGGCUAUGAGCAGGAGAGACAUUAGCAGCUUCUGACGUUUUCAAACUGAGAACUGUGCUGCUGUCUCCCUUGUUAUCCUUCACUGUGAACAGCACACCAGCCUGCUCCUUUGUUUAAAACUUUCUGCUUCAGUUGCACACAAACACCUGCUUUUAAAAAGAAGGAAAUGAGAUUUUUAAAAAAAUAUAUAAGUUAGAAUAAGAUGCUCCAAAAAUUGAGCUGGGACAUUUCUGAUUGGAGCACUUCCCUCACCCCCUCCAACUUGCUUAUGACAGUAUUGAUGGAGAAUUGGUCAUUACCUCCCUUUUUUAAAUCAAACAAUUAUUUAAUACCUUUCUCUAUAAAAUAUGUGUGUAUAUAUAUUUCUGAAAGCAGAGCAGGUGGUCUUACUUUUAAACAAGCAUCUUUUUAUUAUAUGUAAUUUUUUAAU